AUGGACUCCAGCACUAUGACACUGAGGAACAGAGGUGCGAUUCCUAUUCUUUUACGUUGGUUUUUGGUCCUUUCAUGGCAAUAUCUGAGUAUUUUGAUUCUAUUUGUGAACCUCUGCAUUGGAAAAGAUGCCCAAAGGAUGGAAAAGAUGCAUGCUACUGCUGAUAUUUGUUCUGUCAAUGAUAUCAGGACUUAUGAUAAUUCUACAUCAGAUUACUCUCCAGCAAAUGCAAAACCAGAUAUAAAGUUGCAAACUCCUAUGAAAUAUGCAUCUCAGGUGCAUGGAAAAGAGAAGUUGGAUGAGCCUUAUGAAGGCGCAAAGAUUUCGGUAAACUUUACAAGUCUAUCGGCUGCGACAAAGAGCUCAGGUGAUCUGGUGUUUUGUGUGGCAAACUCCAGAGCUGACCCAAUUGCUGUGAAGAAAGGUUUGGACUGGGCAUGUGGACCUGGUUUAGCAAACUGCACUGCCAUUCAGCCAGGCCAACCUUGCUAUGAACAAGGAAACUUGACUGCCUUGGCAUCUUAUGCCUACAAUGACUACUAUCAGAAAGCGAGAGUCAACGGUGGAACUUGUAACUUCGAUAAUUCAGCCAUAAUCACUACUACUGAUCCUAGCCAUGGUUCCUGCAUCUUCACUGGAAGGUAA
Molecule: messenger RNA, 645 nt
Organism: Zingiber officinale
Lineage: Eukaryota; Viridiplantae; Streptophyta; Magnoliopsida; Zingiberales; Zingiberaceae
Product: glucan endo-1,3-beta-glucosidase 4-like
Exons: 6
Coding region: 1-645 (214 amino acids)
Source: RefSeq, a predicted model, not a curated record